AUGGUCUUCUUCUUAUUGUUCCUUGCAUCCACUGUUAGUGCUGCCCUGGUUCAAUCGUUCAACUGUUUUGGGAUCGACCCAGCAACGUAUAAGAUUUCUCCCAUGCUCACAAGUGCGUUUUUCGAUCAAGACGACAAAUCUCUAGAGUUCCAGCUUGAUGGAGUUGCGUUGGAAGACAUUGACGAUAUUGACGAAUCCACCAACAUGUUCACGACUUUGCGUGUCGUCGUUGAGUUCACCGGGGACACAAUCGUAGACGAGUAUGUUCGGUUGUGUGAUUAUGUCAAAGUUGAGCCUAUUGUCCUCAAUAUCUCUGCUGACAUAGGAGGUCCAUCUUCUACUGUUGGGACAACGGAAUUCACGUCCGUCCCCACAAUCACAGCAACAGCACCAGCAGUAGAGAGCUCUGACUAUGUGGCUAGCUCGUCUUCAUCUGACAGCCAAUGGAUAGGUGUGGGAAAACGUGAUUCAGCAUCUGCAACAAGCGUCCCAACUAGUUCAUACAAUUUUCCAGAGGAGAUGCCUUAUAAAUUCAAAUUUGGUGUCCCAUUUUCUGAUUAUGCUUUUAAUGGAUCUUGUCCCAUAAAAAAGGGUAACCCUUUAAGACUAUCAUACAAGUUGGAUGCUGGUUCAUCCCACAACUUUGGAUCUUAUAAGGCUACUUUCUACGUGAUUUCUCCAGACAGGUCUCAGAAUCUAAUUUCUUGCAGACAAACAUACGUCACAACUGUUCAGCCAUCUUCCUUGAUCAAGGGUGCCGCGUUGUUAUCAUUGCUCUUUGCAAUAUUUUUGGCUGUAUGCAAUGGCUCUAUACUGAUGUUUUCACCUCACCAGGAGUCAAACAACCCGUUUUUACUCACAGCAUCAGCUAUAUGUAAUUCGUCACUACUGCUUAGCAUUUCUCCCAACGUGUUUGAUUUCCUGAGGUAUAUCCAUUUUGCAUUUUUCAUGAGUGGAUUGAAUAUACAGUACCCAGGCUUUUUCCAACCAAUAAUGGGUUCUAUGCGUAUGGUGGCUCUCAUUGAAAUUCUCACAGUUAAUUCGAAUAGCGAGCUGUUUAAACUAGACGGCGUAUACAACACAUUUCACAGGAAUGGAAUUUUGGGGCUGUUUUUAUCCGUGAGAGAUAGGAUGUCUGAGUACGAAUGGAUCUUUUUUUUUGCAAACUUUGGAGCACUUUAUGGGAUCUUGAUCCUUCUUUUGACUGUCGUUACUUUUAUCGCUGCAGUUUAUCGUCCGAACCUAAAUCCGGGUGCCAAAUGGUUGAAAAAUGUCCUCAUAUUUUUUCUUUCAACCUUGAUAACCCUUUUACUUCAUGCGUUCGUGAUACCAUUUUUAGUAUUGACUUUCUAUCUAUUCAGUACUUUUUCCAGUGAUGAUACCGUUGAAUACUUGACUUCUCCCAGGGCAUAUAUCCUUGCUCUUGCAAUUUUGAUAUUUUUUGCAUUUAUUUGUUUGGUAUCCUUUUUCAUCUUCAGGUAUGCUUUAUCUAAGAGCCGGAAACAAAAACUUUAUUCCUCUUUCAACACAAUGAUGCUGUGGGGUCUGCUAUACUUUGAGUAUGAUCCUAGAUUAUUAUUUUUCUACAUUUUCGAAGUUGCAGAAGUUCUAAUAUUUUCUUUGGCGGUGGGUGUGCUUCAGGGCAAUGGUACUGCUCAGGUCGUACUAAUCUUAGUGCUAGAGGUGAUUUACUUGGCCGCAUUGUUCAGUAUUAGACCAUAUUUUGCAGGCUCCAAAGCAUAUGCAUUGAAAUUAGCAAUUGUGUGCGCUAAGGUGAUUAACAUCGCAUUGUGCAUACCCUAUAUUCGUUCUCUAGGUGUUUCUGAAAAAAGAAGAAGUGAAGUUGCUUAUACACAACUGAUAUUACAGUUGGUGGUUAUUGCAUUUUUGUUCCUACUACCAACAAUAUUGAAUGUAAUCCGGACCUUGAAGGAUCUGAGACGAGAGCAUAUUUUCAAAGUUCCUGAUGAUAACGACGACGAGUAUACACCUGAUGGCAAAGUUGGAUUACUGAAUCAAAAAGAAGAAAAUUACAAAGGCUCUUCUAAGCUAGAAACUUCUGCUUACUACCGUAAACGGAGGAUAAGUUUGAAUUCCGAUGUUACUACUAUUCCCAAGUUGACGAAUCCACUGUUGACAACAAAACACCUAUCGACUGCCUCCUUGUCCACUAGGUCUUCUUCCUCAGUAUUGGAAUUAACUGACAAGAGGGUUCUUCCAGGUGUGACUAUCAAUCCUGGCGCACGGAAUCCAUUCAACAAGUCAGCUGAGCUUGCUUAUAGGUCGAACAAGCACCAGAAAAGAAAAAGGGAGCACCCUAUUGAUUACUCCAAGAGAGAAGCUGAUAUGCUAUAUCAAUAUCUUGGAGAAUCUUCAGUUGACCCAGAGCUUCAGCAACUAUGGGAUGAACGAGAGGAACGUAUUAACUCCUCUGGAAUGUCGACAGAGGGGAAGGAAGCUAAAACGUACAGGAAAUACCAUGGAUUCUGGCCAGUUAACUGGCUUGGAAAAGACUCGAAGAGAAAACAACAAGACACAGAAUUACAAGUAGGCCAAGGAAAAUUUGAAGUCCGAAGGCCCCGCCAACUGAAAGUGAAAAAUUUACCAGUCGUCAACGAGAGUUCAUCGAAUGAAAAAGAAAAAGAAAGCGAUAGCACAUCAUUAAAUUAA
This is a messenger RNA of Komagataella phaffii GS115, 2670 nucleotides long. RefSeq lists its product as hypothetical. Gene Ontology annotation, biological process: transmembrane transport. The transcript has a single exon. The record is from RefSeq and is a predicted model, not a curated record. Bases 1 to 2670 code for a protein of 889 amino acids. NCBI's taxonomy places the organism in Eukaryota, Fungi, Ascomycota, Pichiomycetes, Pichiales, Pichiaceae.